GCGUCUCAAGCGGCGUUGUAGCGUUCGCUGAGAGACCUCACGUUGAUUUAUUAGCUUCCGAUAGCAAAAAAUGUAGCGAAGAGUUUCCUGCAUUUUAGGAGGAACCGCGCCGUUGCAACAGUAUCUAGAAGUUUUUAUCAACACAAGACAGGGUUACAAACAGCAGGACAAAAGCGCCGAGUAAAAUGGCAGAGCUGGGCCCUUUGAGGAAGGACGAAGACGGAAAUGCCCCGGACAGAAAUGUGAUGGACAGUCUUCUGGAGGCGGUGGGCACGCGCGGCCGCUUCCAGCAGCGCUUCAACUGGACCUUCAACUUGCUGGUGAUGACGUUCGCCGCCAUGCCGUACGUCAACUUCGUCAUCGCGCUCACCGUGCCCGACCACUGGUGCCACGUGCCCGGCAGGGAGUCCACCAACUACACGCAGCAGCAGUGGAAGGCCUUGCACAUACCCAGAAAGGAAGACAACGCGUCUUUCGAGAAGUGCCUGAUGUUCAACUCGAGCAGCGACGAGCCCAUCCCUUGCCAGCAGGGCUGGGACUACGACCGCACGUGGUUCUCGCGCACGGCGCCCUCGCAGGAGGAUUGGGUGUGCGAGGACGAACUCAAGGUGGUCAACGUCUUCUCCUUUGGACAGCUGGGCGAAGUUGUUGGAACGCUCGCCUUCGCACAUAUCGGAGAUAUGUGGGGCCGGCGCACGGCGUUCUUCCUGUCGGCGCUGACGUCAUCGGCGACGCACUGCCUGAUGGUGGCCACGGCGCACUCGUACCCGCUCUUCGUGGCCGUCUCCACGCUAGCCAGCGCCACCAACGCAGCCUCCUUCCAGGCGCCGCUCACCUUCAGCAUGGAGGUGUGCGACGAGGAGACUAAGGGCCGCGUGAUGAUGAUGCAGUGCCUGGCGUGGACGCUGGGCAUGCUGGUCAUGCCCAUGGUGGCGUGGCUCUGCCGCGACUGGGUGCCCUUCAUGCUCGCCACCUCCAUACCACUAGGGCUCGCCGUCUUCCUGCAUAGGCUGUUCCCGGAAUCGCCGCGCUGGCUGGCCAGCCGUGGGGACCACGAGCGCUGCCUGGAGUCAUUGCGGGAGAUCGCCCGCGUCAAUGGCACGGCGGUGCCGCCCGGGGCGCUCCAGCAGCUGCGCCACUCCAGCGUCGGCCGCGAGAAGUCUCUCGGCGUCGCCAGCCUCUUUUCCAGUUGGAGGCUCAUCCUCAACACGCUGCUCAUAUCCACCUGCAGGAUGGUGUUCGAGCUGGCAUACUACAGCCUGCUACUAAAUGUGACUAACUUGGAGGGUAACCCAUUCAUGAAUUUCGCAUGGCAGUCACUGGCAGAGUUCCCUGGAUAUGUAGCAGGUCGUUGGGUGGCUGACCACAUGGGUCGUCGCUGGUCACAGGUGGGCGUCUCAGUUAUUGCUGCCUUUGCCCUCUUCAUUGCUGCUGCAUUUGCUGCAGUGCCUGAACUGUCGUGGAUAUGCUCAGGUGUGACCAUGUUUGCACGAUUGUGCCUCAUAGUACAGAGCUAUGUGAGCUAUCUGCAGGCCAUGGAGGCAUUUCCCACUUGUGUGCGACAGACGGGUACUGCUGUUGGCAAUGUAGCAGCAGGUGCCCUUGUCGUUGUUGGACCAUACAUAGUGUACCUGGGAAAGACAGACCCAUGGCUGCCAUUUGCGGUACUGGGUGCAGUGACACUGGCAGGGGCUCUACUGGCAUCCUUCAUCCCUGAGACACUGCAUGUGCGUCAACCUGAGACACUGCAGGAAGCUCAAGUCUUUGGGUCUGACCAGCCAUACUUCAGCUGUAUAGGCAUGAAGCGCAGGUGCCACACUUCUGGAUGAUCAUUAUCAACCAUGCAGUGGGCUCUCAAUGUAAUCACACAACAUUUUUUCAUAUUUAUUCUUACCACUCAUGAGCAAACUUAUUAUAGGACUAAAAAAAUUACUGCUAGAAUGACAGAAAAUAACUAUUUCAGCAAAACCUAUGUCUCCCCAUCCUCACGAAAAAUAGAUCUAAAGAAAAGGAAGGAAGAUUUAGAGUUCAGUAUCUUGUUGACAAAGUAGAA
Molecule: messenger RNA, 2053 nt
Organism: Schistocerca piceifrons (Central American locust)
Lineage: Eukaryota; Metazoa; Arthropoda; Insecta; Orthoptera; Acrididae
Product: solute carrier family 22 member 7-like
Exons: 9
Coding region: 186-1829 (547 amino acids)
Biological process (GO): transmembrane transport
Cellular component (GO): membrane
Molecular function (GO): transmembrane transporter activity
Source: RefSeq, a predicted model, not a curated record